AUGGUUGCUUCAAAACAGUGGAAAGAUCGGUUAAAAGCGCUUGAGGAUCUCAAUGGAAUUAUAACGAAAAGUGAACGUUUAAGCAGUAAAGAAGAUUAUGGAGAGAUUGUGGUAACGUUAGCGAAGGUAUUGGCCAAAGAUGUUAACGUGAAUGUAGCAGCAAUGUCAACGAAAUGUUUGAAAGGAUUGGCCAAUGGAAUUCGUUUCAAAUUUUCACCAUUCGCAUCUUUGGUGAUGAAAAGCGCCUUGCAAAAGUUCAAAGAGAAGAAAACCGUCCUUCGUGAGCCACUCAUCGAAUUGGUCGAUAGUAUUGCAGUCAUUACACCGUUGUCAUCGUAUGUUGAUGAAGUGAGCGCAGCGAUGGCGCAAGUGAAUCCACAAAUAAAAUCACAAACAGCACUCUUCAUGGCUAGACUUUUGAAACAGCACAACGCCAAAACUUUCCCAGAUCAAUUCAACUCAUUAGCACCUCAAAUCAACAAGUUGACAACAGAUCCAGACACAGAAGUACGUGAUGCGUCAUAUUGUUUACUUGGAGCGGCAAUGAAAUCGCUGACUGAAAGGCAAAUGAAUGCCUUAUUCAGUGAUAUUGUUAAUGAUAACAUCCGAAUGGCUAAGGCAAGUUGUGCAUUCGUGAAAGAACAACAUGCGAAAGUGGUCGAAGAAUGCGGUGAUGCGGCAAGUGAUGCGAUAUUAAAACUGUUGAAAGCAACGGAUAGUACAGAAACGACUGCAGCCACGAAGAACGUGAGCAAAUCGUCCGAAGGUGGCAAAGAUUCAGCGCGUAAACCUGCAACUGCAAUUGGUCAUAACAAACGACCGCAGCAAAAUACGCGUGCACAAGAUCAACAUCUCGCACGUAUGAUGGCAGCUCGUAAAGGAGGAGGAACACCAAAAACGAAUAUAUCAUCAUCGGUUAGCACUCCACAUUUGUCUGCUCAUCCAAGAAGGGCUAGUUCAUCAAUCAAUCGCGCUGUCAGUCCUCUAACAAACGGUAAUGCCACACAAACACCUCAGCAAUAUAAUUUCGCAUCAGGGCCGAGAAAGAUGCCAUCCGCUGGUGACAUUCGUCACAAUGUUGCAUCAGCACCACAAUCAGCUCGAAGCCAUCACGUCGUGAUGACCUCUCAAGCACGAGGCGUUGAGGAGCACAUUGCCAGACUUGCGCAAAGGCGUGCUGCCGAGCAAUCAAAAGCGCAGAACAAGGAUUAUCGCAGUCGUGUCAGAAAUCCUUCAGCCGGACGUUCAGUACCACAGAAUGCAACAACGAGUGGAUACUCAUCAGCGAGAGGAGCAGGUGACGUCUUUCAAGACAUCAGAAUCUGA
Molecule: messenger RNA, 1326 nt
Organism: Anisakis simplex (herring worm)
Lineage: Eukaryota; Metazoa; Nematoda; Chromadorea; Rhabditida; Anisakidae
Source: the annotation of a GenBank genome assembly